Messenger RNA from Coccinella septempunctata (seven-spotted ladybird), 1777 nucleotides. Its product is annotated as SET domain-containing protein SmydA-8-like. The record is from RefSeq and is a predicted model, not a curated record. The coding region runs from base 109 to 1647 and encodes 512 amino acids. Lineage: Eukaryota; Metazoa; Arthropoda; Insecta; Coleoptera; Coccinellidae. The transcript is spliced from 3 exons.
CAGAGCAUUCACAGUUCUAAAAUUGUUCAUCCCGAUUUAAAAUACAAUUAUCAGAUGUAAAUAGAGCACCGUUCAAAAGGUGAGUUGCCUCGUGUGGAAAAGUUGAAAAUGAACCAAUUUUGCGGUGUCUGCAAGAAGAGCGCAAUUCAAAGCUGUUCCGCAUGCAACUCUAUCUACUAUUGCGGCAAAGAACAUCAGAGAUAUCAUUGGAAACAUCACAAGGCCACGUGUGUACCAUUCAAGACAGUCAAUGAUGAAAAUGGCAAGGUUUUAAUUGCCAUAAGGAAUAUUGAAGCUGGAGAAAAAAUCAUCACCAAACUGCCUUUGCUCACCGGACCAAUAAGUGAAAAAGACCUUAUUUGCGUCUCUUGUUUUAUGAAAAUAGACGAAAAAUGUGCUGUUGAGUGCUUCAGUUGUGGACUCAAACUGUGCUCAGAAUCGUGUAAUCUGCAAACAGGACACAAGGCUUUUUGUGAAAUUUUGAAAAAGAGCGAAUUGAAAGCUGAGAAGUGUCCUAACCUACUUAAAUUCCUAAUCCCUCUAAAAAUACUCAUGUUGAAAUCGUCUGACUACAAAACCUUUGAUUCUAUUGUAAGUAACUAUGUAUACCAAGAGCCAAAACAACAACUCAAGAACAUCGUCCUGGAAUUGACCAGAUUAUGUGAGCAACUUGGUAUUGCUUGUGCCGCAGAGGAACUGUCUAAAAUCCUGGUGAUUUCCAAAAAGAAUUUCAUAGAAAUAAAGGACCCUAAGGUAGAAAAUACAAAGGCCCUUUACCAAGCUGUCCCUUGUCUGAAACAGAAUUGUGUUCCAAACACUAAAAACGUGUUUAUUGGAGACGCUAACCAGCUGAGUAUAUUCGCUACAGUUCCUAUAAAAAAAGGUGAAGUGUUGAAGACAAACUUCGCCGAACCCUUAUGGGGAACCUUAGAACGUCUAACAUACCUCAAAGCCACGAAAUACACGGAGUGUUCUUGCGAUAGAUGCAAGGAUCCCCAAGAAUUAGGAGCCUACGUCAGUUCAAUAUAUUGCCAGAAAUGCAAGGAUAGCCUUUUGGAAGAUAUAAGCCCUAAAAUUAUCAGCUCGAAUCCUAUAGAUACGGAGGCUGAGUGGAAAUGCGAAAAAUGUGAAAAUACGAUACAGGCAAAGCAGAUUUGUUUCGGUAAUAAGUCCCUCACUAGGGAAUUGAAUGGCAAAAACAUGAAAGACCCUAAGGGUUUGGAACAUUUCUUAUUCAAAUAUGGGGAAAUUUUACAUCCUACAAAUUCCUUCAGUUUGAGGGUCAAGUUGAGGCUGGUGCAGCUUUAUGGAAAUUCCGAAGGUUUCAAAUAUAAAGAUUUACCAUUGGAACUCUUAGAGAGGAAAAUACACCUUUGUCAGGAACUAUUGGACAUAGCUGAUAAAAUUGAUCCUGGAUAUUCUCGUUUCCGAGGAAUUCUCUUAUAUGAACUUCAGACUGCGAUUGUUCUACAAACUAAAAUGGAGUUCUGCAAAGACCUCAUCACUAAAACUGGAGCAGAAGAAAAACUGAAAAAAUCGCUGGACAUCCUCCAAGAAUCUUGCAAAAUUCUGUUGGUUGAACCUGAAUUCAAAGAAACUCUGCAAGAAAAGUUAGAAACGUUGAGCUCCAUGAUUGAAGUUCAGUGAGAGACACCAAGCGCCAUCUUCAGGACUUUUCUCAUAUAACAUCAGCAAUGAAAUAUUUGUAUUGUUGAUAAUUAACUUAGAAUAAUACCUUUAUUACAUUUAGUAACUAAGAAUAAACGAUAUGAAGGGA